CUGGCGGGGCUCGCCCCUUCCGGCAGCGGGGCGCCCGCCGGCCCGCCCUUCUCUACGCCGGACCCCCGCCAGCAUCCCGUCCGGUCCUUGUGGACGGCCUGACGCGGUGCCGGGCGACCCGGCCCGUUUUGGCGUCGCGCGGAGAGCCAGGAGAGCCGGGGGAGCGGGAGUCCGCCGAAUGCCGUCCGGGCGGCUAUGUGACUAUGUCUGUGACCUCCUCUUGGAAGAGUCAAAUGUUCAGCCAGUAUCAACACCAGUAACAGUGUGUGGAGACAUACAUGGACAGUUUUAUGACCUUUGUGAACUCUUCAGAACUGGAGGUCAGGUUCCUGACACAAACUACAUAUUUAUGGGUGAUUUUGUAGACAGAGGUUACUAUAGUUUGGAGACCUUCACUUACCUUCUUGCACUAAAGGCUAAAUGGCCUGAUCGUAUUACACUUUUGCGAGGAAAUCAUGAGAGUAGACAGAUAACACAGGUGUAUGGAUUUUAUGAUGAGUGCCAAACCAAAUAUGGAAAUGCUAAUGCCUGGAGAUACUGUACCAAAGUUUUUGACAUGCUCACAGUGGCAGCUUUAAUAGAUGAGCAAAUUUUGUGUGUUCAUGGUGGUUUAUCUCCUGAUAUCAAAACACUGGAUCAAAUUCGAACCAUUGAACGGAAUCAAGAAAUUCCUCAUAAAGGAGCAUUUUGUGAUCUGGUUUGGUCAGAUCCUGAAGAUGUGGAUACUUGGGCUAUCAGUCCCCGAGGAGCAGGUUGGCUUUUUGGCGCAAAGGUCACAAAUGAGUUUGUUCAUAUCAACAACUUAAAACUCAUCUGCAGAGCACACCAACUAGUGCACGAAGGCUAUAAGUUUAUGUUUGAUGAAAAGCUGGUAACAGUAUGGUCCGCUCCUAAUUACUGCUAUCGUUGUGGAAAUAUUGCUUCAAUCAUGGUCUUCAAAGAUGUAAAUACAAGAGAACCAAAGUUAUUCCGGGCAGUUCCAGAUUCAGAACGUGUUAUUCCUCCCAGAACAACGACGCCGUAUUUCCUUUGAGGCCUUAGCCCAUCCUGCUGACCGGUCACAUUUUUCUGCCCUCUUCUUAUCCCAACUUUUGUGUAUUACCCUCUAUAAUAUACUUUUUAUUGAGCACUUUGCUGCUGAAAUGCUGCCUCUUGCCUUUUUUUUAAUUUUAAAUUAUCUAAAUUUAUUGUUUGUUAUGGUGUUUAUAGCAAUGUUUUCCUAUCAGUUUUCUCCCCCAUCCCAUCCCCACCUUGGACUCAUCUGAGAAGACUUGAGAAAUGUCUUAAUACUCAUACUGCUGCAUGUAGCUCUUGCUUAUUUACUGGUCUGGGGGAAACAAGAUGUGUUUCCUUUUUAUAAAAAGCCAAUUGACAGAAAAGACUACACUGAAAUACUCCUCCUUUUGUAUCAUUCAGCCUUUUGUUUUAGUUUGGUAAGUUUUAAGAAAUUUCAGCAGCAAAGUUGUUAUUCAGUGGGCACGAUGGACUGCAAUGCCUAGAGUUAUGUAUACUUGUCCCAGCUGUAAACUUCAUUGUCCUUUGUUGGAUGAUAUUUUAAAUGGAUAAAAAUAAAUUGGUCUAAAGGGCUGCCCUCCUUGUUGUGUUUUUAAAUUUCAGUUAAAAACUGCUACAGUUUAUGACUUUGUACAUUAAGAUAAUUGUAUUGAUCUUUUUUCAGAUUCCUUGUAUUUUUUAAUAAAGUAAUCUUAAAAUCCAGAUAGGUUAAAGUGUUAGAAAUUUUAAACAGCUUACAUUGUUAGCUUAAAGUUAUUCUUUUUUUUUUAAGAGUUCUUGGCCCUUUGGUUAUUGAGUUUAAAACUUCAACUGAAAUUCAGUACUAUUUAUUUAAGAAAAAAAAAUCACUAAACUGUGCCUAAAAACAUAACUGCCAUAUUAAUGUUUUGGUUUAUAUCCUCUAUAGUAAUAGAAAAACAUUUAAUACUUGUAAUACUGAUGUGUUCAUUUGAUACCAGUUGAGUAGAAUGUGAUCAAUCCAGUUUACAAUCUAUCAUGAGUAUCAUUAAGUAAAAUCUAUGUACUUUUCAAUAGGAAUCAUUCUCUUGCUGUAACACUUGACCUUAACUUUUAGAAAGUGUUCAUUUUUUAACUGCAACUGGAAAGGUUGAAAAGUCAGGACUCUUCUCUUGUACUUGUGAACUGUAAUCUGAAGCAGGUUUUAAAAAAUGUAGAAGGAAACAAAUUGUCCUUUUUUGUAAAGGUCUGUGAAUUAUGUUUCGGCUUUGUGUAAGUAAUUUGAAUAUCCAAAGGGUUGUGAUGAUCAGUUCUUGAUAUGCAAUGUCCACUAAUAAGGACAAGUGUUCCAGUGUCUCUUAUGACUGUGGUCAUAAAUGAUGUUGGAAUUUACCAUUUUGUGAAAUAGUUGGUAUCAUUUUAUUACUAGAAUUAAUUUUUGUCAUUCCAGGAAAUCUUUGUGAAGCCAGCCAACUAAUAAAGCACUUUAGCAUCUGUUCAGGUAGUUUUGAAAACCAACUUUUCCCCUUCAGGAUAAGAACUUCCAGGUUAUCUAAAAAAUGCAAUAAAAGUCUUUAUAGUCUAUGCUUCUUGGAACAUAAUUUUUCAUCAGGGUUUUCUUUUAUUAAAUGAGCACAACACUUGCAAUUUUUCCCCCGAUCACCCAGCUACUUGUGUAAUUUUUAAUUGUAUAGCUGUGUGAAAGAAGUGGCUGAGACCUUUGCUGCACACACUUGAACUGUUGGGUCAGUAGCUUCGUGUCAUUGCCCUGACCCCAGUGUAAUUCAGGGGGAAAGGUAUUAAUCUUACAGGGAUGUGUAGCUAUGUAUUUUGCUAAUUGUUAAACACUGGAACUUAAUGAUGCAGACAACUUGGUGUGGUGUUUGAACAGCUCUCUGCGGUAUUUUUUUCUGUUACCAUCAAUUGUAUUGAAGUGCUUGCUCACCUCUGCUUUUAAGUUGUACCAAUAAAACCAGUAACCCUGAGCCCUCCCUUCCCAUCUGACACUCCCUAGCUUAGAUUGGUGUCGUUGUUUUAGUUAUCCCCGUAAUGUGACUUUUAUUUUUAAGUCAUGGUGUACCGCAUUUGUUUGUCACUAGUUGGGCAAGUGCCAAUAAUGUUCUGUCCAUUCCUUAACUGCCAUCUUUGUUCUGCCUGAUUUUUUUUCUCUCCAACUGAAUAAUGGCUUUUUGCAUGGAAAAAAAUAGUUUUUACUAUUAGACAUGUAAAGGGAAGAGAGAGUGAAUGUAUUGGACUUUGUAAGCCUAAAAGGAAUAUUUGGGUUCCUCUGCUGAAUAAGGGCUAUGUACUAUAUAGAGUAAUCAGGUGGUGGAAGAUACUUGCAAGUCAUAGGUUUGUAGGCAGAAGGAUCUGUUACUCCCUGUAUCCAGGCUGAAUGUAAAAUCCCUUAUGUUGUGUUAAUGGGGGUAAUAACUAUUUUUAUUUGCCUAUGAUAUACUUGGUUUUUAAUAAAGUAUCCUAGGCUCUA
This is a messenger RNA of Artibeus jamaicensis (Jamaican fruit-eating bat), 3460 nucleotides long. It is a transcript of the gene PPP6C, whose product is annotated as protein phosphatase 6 catalytic subunit. Gene Ontology annotation, molecular function: protein serine/threonine phosphatase activity. Gene Ontology annotation, cellular component: cytoplasm. Lineage: Eukaryota; Metazoa; Chordata; Mammalia; Chiroptera; Phyllostomidae. The transcript is spliced from 7 exons. The record is from RefSeq and is a predicted model, not a curated record. The coding region runs from base 179 to 1033 and encodes 284 amino acids. Gene Ontology annotation, biological process: peptidyl-serine dephosphorylation; G1/S transition of mitotic cell cycle.